Messenger RNA from Sphenostylis stenocarpa, 231 nucleotides. NCBI's taxonomy places the organism in Eukaryota, Viridiplantae, Streptophyta, Magnoliopsida, Fabales, Fabaceae. The record is from the annotation of a GenBank genome assembly.
AUGAUGGUGCAGGUUAAGGUUUAUGAGACUAUUGUGAUCCAUAAGGAGCACAAACACAACUUGGUGAUCUCAGCUGGUGCAAAUUGCGAUCUCACUUGCCCCGUCGCAGCCCUCCUCGCUGUCGCGCCUCUUCAACCAGUGUUGUCUUUCAACCAGUGUUAUUACUAUUCAUGUGUAAUUGCCUACUUGGAGAUUCUCACUCUCUCUGCUCUCUAUCUCUAUCUUCUCUAG